UACCAGGCUGGCUUUUCAUUCAUUUUUUUAAUAUUCCCCACGCAGCCACCACCCUUCUUUUUCUUCCUGGGUGCAUAUCUCCCCUUUUUACUCCAGUGUCCACGCGAGAGGCUUUCACGCCUACUGAUGAUGAGGAUGGGGGGGAUCGAAUUUAAGUGCUGAUAUAUUGUGGAUAGAACCCCAUUCUGAGGCCUUGUUGUUGUUAUUGGAAGAAGACAUGGAGACUGAAGACGGGGAUUACCAUCAUCGUGUUGCUGCUCCCAUAGCAGUCCGUGCACUUUGGAGGAAAUAAUUCUAUACUUUGGAUUUUUUACCUAUUUUUUUUUUUAAUUUGAUUUAUUUCUGAUCUAAAUCCUAGUGUACGACCCAGCCAUUUGAACUACAUUUGUCGCUACCAAGUCGUUAAGAGCUUUAUUAUACAAACAAAAUCUCAUUGGAAUUAUUUGUAUAUUCUUGUGAUUUCUUUUUUUUUUUUUUUAAUGAAAUAAGGAACAUGAAAACUGACAAACUACUAAUGGGCAGCAGCACUGUCUUGUUUUGGGCUGUGUUGACGACCCUUUCCACCUUAUGCAUCUGGACUUCAUAUGGCGAGAUCUGCGGCCCCGGCAUCGACAUCCGGAACGACGUCAGCGAGUUCAAGCGCCUGGAGAACUGCACGGUGGUGGAGGGCUUCUUGCAGAUCCUCCUCAUCAAGACCAACAACAGCAAGACCAAGAACCAGGAGGUGUUCCGCUCCCUCAGUUUCCCCAAGCUGACCGUCAUCACCGACUACCUGCUGCUGUUCCGGGUACCGGGUCUUGACAGUUUGAGCACGCUCUUCCCCAACCUGAGCGUCAUCCGCGGACGCAUCCUCUUCUAUAACUACGCCCUGGUGAUCUACGAGAUGACCAGCCUGAAGGACAUCGGCUUAUACAACCUGAGGAACGUCACCCGAGGAGCCAUUCGGAUCGAGAAGAACCCCGAGCUGUGUUAUUUGGACUCGGUGGACUGGUCGCUCAUCAUGGACGCCGAGUUCAACAACAUCGUGAGCGGGAAUAAAAAGACCAAGGAGUGUGACAACGUCUGCCCGGGCAUCAUGGAGGACAACCCGUUGUGUCAGCAGACCACCUUCAAUAACAGACAGGAGUACCGAUGCUGGACCUCCAACAAAUGCCAGAAAGUGUGUCCCGGCCAUUGCAAGCACGCGUGUACCGACAAGGGCGAGUGUUGCCACAGCCAGUGCUUGGGCAGCUGCACGGAAGCCAACAGCGACACGGCGUGCUCCGCUUGCCUCCACUACUACCACGAGGGUCGCUGCGUGCCCGACUGCCCGCCCGACACGUACAAGUUCGAGGGCUGGCGUUGCAUCACCAUGGACUUGUGCUCCCAAGUGCACCUGCCUAGCGAUGUUCACUUUGUCAUCCACGAGGGCGAAUGCAUGCCUGAUUGCCCCUCGGGUUUCGCACGCAACGACAGCAACCGAAUGAUGUGCAGCGCUUGUAACGGCUUAUGCGAUAAGAUCUGCUCCACCUCCGUCAUCGACUCGGUAAACGCCGCUCAGUCUUUGAAGGACUGCACCGUCAUCGCCGGCAAUCUGGACAUCAACAUCCGCCACGGAAAUAACAUAGCGUCUGAGCUGGAGAGCUUCAUGGGCCUGAUCCAGACGGUGACGGGCUACGUGAGGAUUCGUCACUCCCACACACUUGGAUCGCUGUCCUUUCUCAAGAGUCUGCGUUACAUCAACGGGGAGGAGCUCAUGGACAAGUUAUAUUCCUUCUCCGCCAUCAACAACCAGCACCUCCACAGCUUGUGGGACUGGACCCAGCACAACCUGACCAUCCGUGCCGGGCGCCUCUUCUUCCGCCUGAACCCCAAACUCUGCACGUCCGAGAUCCACACCAUGUGGGACAAAACCGGCGUCAGCGAAAAACCCGAGGAGGGCGACUUCCGCAACAACGGCGAAAGAGCCAGCUGUGAAAGUCACGUCCUGAAGAUCUUAUCCAACAACACGUCCAGCGACACCAUCCGUCUGACGUGGGAACGCUACCAGCCGCGGGAUUACAAAGGCCUUAUCAGCUUCAUGGUCUACUACAAGGAGGCCCCUUCUCAGAACAUCACCGAGUUCGACGGUCAGGAUGGUUGCGGCUCCAACAGCUGGCACACGGUGGACGUGGAUCUUCCUCGGGAUAAUAAUACCGACCCCAAAGUUGGAAUUCACCACCUCAAACCUUGGACCCAGUAUGCCAUUUUUGUCAAGGCCAUCACCCUUCGGGUGGAGGACAAACACAUUCCCGGUGCGAAGAGUGACAUCAUAUACAUCCGUACGCGCCCAUCGCUGCCGACUGUGCCCAAGGAAGCCCGUGCCUACGCCAAUUCCUCCACCAAGCUGCUGGUCAAGUGGUCGCCGCCUCUCUUUCCCAACGGCAACCUGACCUACUAUCUGGUUCGCUGGCAGCAGCAGCCAGAAGACCGCGAGCUCUACCUGCACAACUAUUGUUCCAAAGAGCUGAAGAUCCCAAUCCGGAUUCCGGCGAUGGGAUUUUCCGACAUGGAGGAGAUCACCAAGCCCACCAAGUCGGACCUGUCGGGGCCCAAGAAGGGUCCUUGCUGCGGUUGUCCCAAAACUCCUGAGGAGAAGGACCGGGAAAAAGAUGACCGUGUGUUUUUUAAGCGCUUUGAGAACUUCCUUCACAAUGCCAUCUUUCUGCAGAGACCUCAAGAGCGUCGUCGUCGGGAUCUUUUUGGCCUGGCAAACGGCACCGUGUUACCCGACGGCGCCAGCGGGGGCAACGGCUCCAGCGUUAACAGCACGUACGGGAUCCCUCGCAGGAGGGAGUUCCCCUUCUCCGAGGACAAGAGCACCUCGGAGAGCUUAGAGAUCCCCAACUUGAGGCCCUUCACCGUCUACCAUAUUGACAUCCACGCCUGCAAUGAGGAAGUGGGCCACUGUAGCGUUGGCGCCUUCGUCUUCGCCAGGACCAAGCCCGCAGACAAAGCCGACGACAUUCCCGGCAAAGUGCUCUUUGAGAUGAACGACAAGAUGGAAGGUUGCGUUCUGUUGCAUUGGCCCGAGCCCGUCAUGCCCAACGGCCUCAUCCUGAUGUACGAGAUCAAGUACCGUUUGGGAGCCGAGCCCCAGAAGCACGAAUGCGUAUCUCGCGAGCAAUACCGCAAGCACCAAGGCGCUCGCCUCAGCAACCUGGGCUCGGGGAACUACUCGGCCUACGUGCGAGCCACGUCUCUAGCGGGCAACGGCUCCUGGACGGAAAGCGUGUCCUUCUACGUUCCUCCGCCUAAACGAGACAACGACGUGGCGCUCUAUUUGAUCGUCAUCAUUCCCAUCCUUGUGAUUCUCUUCGUCGUCGGACUUACCACCAUUCUCUUCUUUAUAAACAAAAAGAGGAAUAGCGACCGACUAGGGAACGGAGUCCUUUACGCAUCGGUCAAUCCGGAAUACUUCAGUGCCGCAGAGAUGUACGUCCCGGAUGAGUGGGAAGUGGCAAGGGAGAAGAUCACCAUGCACCGGGAGCUGGGCCAGGGUUCCUUCGGCAUGGUGUACGAGGGCAUCGCCAAAGGUGUGGUGAAAGACGAGCCCGAGACGCGAGUGGCCAUCAAGACGGUCAACGAGUCGGCCAGCGUGAAGGAGCGGAUUGAGUUUUUAAACGAGGCCUCCGUCAUGAAGGAGUUCAACUGCCACCACGUGGUGAGGCUUCUGGGCGUGGUCUCCCAAGGACAACCCACUUUAGUGAUUAUGGAACUGAUGACCAGCGGAGAUCUUAAGAGUCACCUGCGCUCUCUUCGUAAAGAGAACACCAACAUCCAGGUCUUGCCCCCGCUCAAGAAAAUGAUCCAGAUGGCGGGGGAGAUCGCUGAUGGGAUGGCGUACCUCAAUGCCAACAAAUUUGUCCACAGAGACCUGGCGGCCAGAAAUUGCAUGGUGGCGGAAGACUUUACGGUGAAGAUUGGAGAUUUUGGCAUGACCAGAGAUAUUUACGAGACGGAUUACUACCGAAAAGGAGGAAAGGGCCUGCUGCCCGUUCGCUGGAUGUCACCCGAGUCGCUGAAAGACGGCGUGUUUACGACCAUGUCUGAUGUCUGGUCGUUUGGCGUGGUUCUGUGGGAGAUCGCCACCUUGGCCGAGCAGCCCUACCAGGGCAUGUCCAACGAGCAAGUGCUGCGCUUCGUCAUGGAGGGAGGACUCCUGGACAAGCCUGACAAUUGUCCCGACAUGCUGUUCGAGCUGAUGCGGAUGUGCUGGCAGUACAACCCCAAGAUGCGUCCGUCCUUCCUGGAGAUCAUCAGCAGCAUCAAGGAGGACCUGGACCCGCCCUUCCGGGAAGUGAGCUUCUUCUACAGCGAGGAGAACAAGCCGCCCGACACCGAGGAGCUGGACAUGCAGGUGGAGAAAAUGGAGAACAUUCCCCUGGACCCCGCUUCCACCAUCCAGCCUCCGGCCGCCGCCCCGUCGGCGGGGUGCGCCGCCGGCACGCCGCCGCCCUCCUCGGCGCAGCCCGCCGCUUCUUUUUUGAAACCCGGGUCUCCCGUCUCGGGGCCUUCAGACAGCAAGCACGCCGGAGCAGCGGCGGCGGCGGCGGCGGCGGCCAACGGGCCCGUGGUGCUGCUCAGGCCCAACUUUGACGAACUGCAGCCCUACGCCCACAUGAACGGCGGCAGGAAGAACGAGCGGGCGCUACCCCUGCCCCAAUCGUCGGCCUGCUAAUAUCGCCCCCCCCCCAACCUCCUACACAGGGUAACCCAAAUCUCUCCAGCGUGACUUCUUCGACAGGAGAGAAACAGAGAGAUUCGGCGUCUUUGUUACAUCCUUCAAGAAGGAAAUCAAAAGACUUAAAAAGACACAAAAGACAUUUUUUAAGCAUAUCUGCCAGUAAACAUCAACAGAAGAGCACUUUUUUCCCCCCCCCCCGAGAGAGGACGUUGUGGAGUGUGUAUUUAUAUAUAUCGAUUCUCUCUAUAAUAACAUUUCUUUUUUUUUUUUUUGUAAUGUUUCACAUCGGUGGACUUUCCUUGGACAUUUCAGACAAAAAAAAAAAAUUGUGUGACUGGAAGAUGUGUUGUGUCUUUAAAAGAAAAUAAUAACACUAAGUUGCCAAAAGGAGACUGUGCUUCGGAGGAAAAAGCAUUUUUGCGUUCAAUGGUCAAAAAUGAUGACAAAUAUAACAAAGUAAAUGACUCCCAUUUUUACUGAGUACAGUAUAAGAAAAAAAGUUCUGACUCAAACAACCACAUCAUUUAGUUGACAGUCAGAUGGAUUCAUCAAUUAUUAUUAUUAUUAUUUUUAAUCACUCUCUGAAUGUUCUGCUUUUAGAGUUGCCUUCUUCAGACAGCAAACUCAUCACACCUCAACAAUCAAUUCAACAAAUAGCUCCGCCCCCUUUUGUCAUCUCAUGACACUUUUACAACUUACUGGACUGAUUUUCAAGUAGGGCCGCAACACACGUCACGAUGCUGUGUGUGUGUGCGUGCGCGUGUGCCUGCGUGUAUGCCCGUACACAACAAAGCUGCUAUUUAUUCUCUUUUCUCUGAGAUCCUUCAGGUUUGCUAUUCUCUCCACUACUCUCUUAUCUACAAAAAUCUAUUAGAACUAUAUGGUAAAAUGACAAAAAAAAAAAGAUUUUAGUCAUCAAAUAUGUGUUGUUGUUUUUUUCUUCACAUGUCAUUAUUUGUUUUCGAAUGUCUGUAUUAUUAUUGUUAUUAUUAUUAUUAUUUGGAAUGGACACCUUUGCUCCAUGUGCGAGCUUUCUUCUGCACCCUUUUUUGUACUUUUUGUGGUCUAGCACUGCACCUCGGGGUGCAAACUCAAUCUCAGGUCCAAGUUUAAAAAAAAAAAAAAGGCUUUUCUUCUUAUCUCCACAGCUUCUCUUAUUUCUUAAGUACAGCCUCCUCCCCCUCUCCCAUCAUCUUCCGUUCUGUCGGUGCCUCCGUUUUUUAAUCAGCCACAUUAACCAAAUGUUUGUUUUUAAAACCCAGUCAAAGCAGUGUGGGGCGAACUGGGUCUCAUCGCUUGCCUUAAUCAUGUUUCUCACGUUUGUUUGUUUGUUUGUUUAUUUUUAUAGUCAGCACAACACACUCCCGCCACCCCGUUCAAGUGUUAUUAUUAUUUCUUCUCAAACCAAAUAAAGAAUGGCUUCAAGAGCAGAAAAGAUUUAAUGAUUAAAAGGUCUUAAAAUGGAUGCUAUAUAUAAUUUUGAAGGCUUUUUUCCUGUUGUUUUAUUUUAUUUUUGGAAAUGUUGCUUUUAUCAUACUCUUUCCUUUAGAUGUGUUAUUUAUUUAUUUUUUUAUUUUCAUUUUUUCUUCCUUUAAUGAUAUCAGUUUAAAUCACUGUAUAAAUGCCCUCAUGAUUCACUAUAAAGAUGAAUUCUUUUGUUAUUUCA
Molecule: messenger RNA, 6371 nt
Organism: Syngnathus typhle (broad-nosed pipefish)
Lineage: Eukaryota; Metazoa; Chordata; Actinopteri; Syngnathiformes; Syngnathidae
Product: insulin-like growth factor 1 receptor
Exons: 21
Coding region: 494-4699 (1401 amino acids)
Biological process (GO): multicellular organism development; insulin-like growth factor receptor signaling pathway; positive regulation of phosphatidylinositol 3-kinase/protein kinase B signal transduction
Cellular component (GO): axon; membrane; insulin receptor complex
Molecular function (GO): phosphatidylinositol 3-kinase binding; insulin receptor substrate binding; insulin receptor activity
Source: RefSeq, a predicted model, not a curated record